Messenger RNA from Aspergillus versicolor CBS 583.65, 1158 nucleotides. RefSeq lists its product as uncharacterized. Gene Ontology annotation, molecular function: nucleic acid binding; exonuclease activity. Gene Ontology annotation, biological process: rRNA processing; ribosomal large subunit assembly. The record is from RefSeq and is a predicted model, not a curated record. The transcript has a single exon. Gene Ontology annotation, cellular component: nucleus. Lineage: Eukaryota; Fungi; Ascomycota; Eurotiomycetes; Eurotiales; Aspergillaceae. Bases 1 to 1158 code for a protein of 385 amino acids.
AUGGCCGCAAGUCGCCAGCGCGCGCAGUCCAGCGGAAGCCGCGGUAUAGAGCAGACAAACUCUCUAACAUCAAAUUCAGAAACCAACACCGCCGCGCUCUGUCUUAUAUCCGAAAAGAAAGCACUCCUAGCUGAGGCAGAAGCCCAGGAAUCAGCAGCUAGGGAGAUGUACUACUAUGCGCAGAACGAAGCCUGGUGGCUAGGAAGCCGGGACAGCUAUCAACUCUCGGAUUCCGACGACACCACUUAUUCUGAGUACGAAUACCGUGAAAGACAGGAAGCGGAAGAGAGAGAGAAGGUAGCGAGGAGGGAGCUGGAGAUUGCAGAGGCGAGAUCCCGAGACCGGUUCGCUGCCGUACAGGCCGUGGCUGCGGUUUCGGGGCAUCCGAACGCAGCUCAGGAAGGGAACUGGAGUAUAUUGAGUGGAAGCGAGCAGGAGACGGUUUUGCCUCGACUGGAGAAUGAGUGUCAUGAUUAUGCUACUCUUACGAAUGCAGGGUAUCUGGCGGGCAGGGUUCGUGCCCCACGCCCAGACCCUAAGGACAGGAAGAGGAGGGUUGUGGCGAUAGAUUGUGAGUUUGUCGGCAUCACGAAUGAUGAUAUCAGUGUGCUUGCGCAGGUCUGUGCAGUGGACGCUUUGACAGGGGAAGUGCUGCUUGACUUUCUUGUUGAGCCGGGGCAUCGUAAGGUUAUAUACCGUACGCAGCACAGUGGACUCACCGGCCAGGUCUUCCACCAAUAUCGCGAGAUGGGGCUUGUUCUUCCAGAUGUGGCGGCGGCGCGGGAGGCUCUGUUCAACUUUGUGGAUAGAGACACCAUUUUGGUCGGGUUUGCCCUGGAGAAUGACUUUGAGAUGUUGGGGAUCUCGCACUGGCGUGUAUUUGAUGCGCAGCUUGCGGCCAGGGAAGCAGAGUACAGAGCCUACGGGGUACGUCCUAGACGGUUGUCACUGCAAAUCCUGAGCAGCCAGUUGCUUGGGCGGUCUGUUCAGCAGAGCUCUCGGGGCCAUGACUGCCUAGAGGAUGUGUUUGCCGCCAGAGAGCUGAUGCUUUAUUGGGUGCAGGACGAAAAUGAGGACGAGGUUGAGGAAUGGGUGCAGUGGCAGGGGGGCGAUAGAAACAAUGGUGUCUCUACUUUUGACAUACAGAACUGGCUUUAA